AUGGCUACCCCCAGUGUCCUCGCCUUUGACGCUGAGGGCAGAGCCAUUGACUUUGACGUGUGGGUAGACGACCUACUGCUUUUCCUACAGUGCGACAGAGCUGACGGACUCUCUCUCUUUGAUCUCACUUCUGGUGCCUCUCCCGCCCCUGCUGCUACUGAGGAUGCCACUGUUCGCUCACAGUGGGCCACACGCGAUGCUGCUGCACGUCUUGCUGUGCGUCGCCACCUCCCUCCCGCUGAGCGUGCGCACUUUGGGUCGUACAAGAGUGCUAAGACCCUGUACGACGCCGUUAUCGCACGCUACUCCACCCCAGCCACUGCUGCACUGAGCCGCCUCAUGCUACCGUACCUCUUUCCCGACCUUGCUGCUUUUGCCACAUACUUCACUCUCUACUACAUUGUCACCCGCCUCCCUGACUCCCUUCGCGGAGUCAGGGACGACCUACUCGCAGUCUGCCCCACCACUCUCACUGUCGAGAUCCUCGAGAGGUCCCUCCUCGCAGCCGAGAAGAGCAUUCUCGCUGUAGGGGCCUCUCGUGGUGACCCGCGCACCCCCAUCUUUGAGGGGUGUUCCCCCUCCCCCCUCCUGCCCUCUGUCGCCUCUGCUGCUACGGCCGACCUUGUUGGUUUUGAGUCGGUCGGAGCGGCGUCUGCCCCCAGCGGGAGACGUCGCUCUGGCAAGAGCAAGGGGGGCAGGGGCGGUGGUGGAGGCGGCGGGGGCGGUGGAGGCGGAGGUAGAGGCAGCGGCGGAGGUGAGGGUGGUAGCGGGAGUAGUGGCGGGAGUGGAGGUGUCGGCGGAGGCAGUGGAGGCGGGGGCGGCAGCGGCGGUGGUAGUGGGGGUGGAGGCGGAGGCGGCGGUGGCGGCGGCGACGGUGGGAGUGGCGGUGGCGGUGGAGGUGGUGGCGGCGGCGGCGGAGGAGGCGGCGGGGGUCGUGGCGCGCCGAGGAGGAGUGGCUCCGGUGGUGGUCAGCGCCAGCAGCAGCAGCGUGGUCAGGAGACCCUCUCCCCGCAGCAGCUCCGUGAGUGGUACUCUGCGCGUCAGCGGGGUGGGGGUACUGGUCCGUGCACUUACGUCCUACGCACUGGCGACCGUGCGGGUGAGCAGUGUGGUGGUCCACACUCCACCCAGCGUUGCUUCGGCCGCCUGACUGACGCUUGGCGCCGCCAAUUUCCUGACGCCUCUGAGAUCCCUCGCUGGGACCAGCUGUCUAGGGCUGGAGUAGCUAUCUUUGAUCUUGACUUUGAUGCUAUUCUUGCUGCUAUGUAUGCUGUGACUAUUAGUGAGGAGGGUGACUGUUACCGGUGUUUCCCGCCCGACCCGGGCAUUGGUACUGCGGCUCUAGGUGCUGUUGAGGCUGCUGCUCCAGGGGCUGGUGAGGCUGUUGGUCUAGGUGCCAGUGAUUCUGAGUCCUCAGGUGCUGGUGAGUCUGCUCUCUCAGGUACUGUGUCGACUUCACCCUCUCUCACUUUCACUCUUGACUCCGGGGCGUCUCGCUCCUUCUUUCGAGACCGCACCACACUCACGCCGCUUAGUCGGCCAGUGGCGGUCUCCUUGGCAGACCCCUCUGGGGGUCCUGUUCCGGCUCGCUACUCCACUGUCCUGCCGUGCCCUGCGGCCCCGUCUGGCGCCCUGUCCGGUCUCUACCUCCCCUCGUUCUCUACGAACUUGGUGGCGGGUGCUGACCUACAGGAUGCAGGGGUUGACCAGUUCACCCCUGCGCGCCGACGAGUCACCCACUGCACGGACGCGGACACGGGUCGACACCUGACCACAUUCACACGUGGUCCAGGGUCGAGCCUGUACACACUCACUGUUCCGUCUCCUUCUCCUGCGUCUGGUCAGGUAGCUGCGUCGGGUCAGGUGUUUGCUGCAGCGUCCAGGUCUGGUCCUGAGUCUGCCCCUUGCUCGUGUCGCCUCCUGUCCCACGAGACCCUCCUGUGGCACCACAGGAUGGGUCACCCCUCCCUGCCUCGUCUCCGGGGCAUGGCCUCUCGCCUUCUUGUCCCUGGCCUCCCCCGGUCCCUCCCUCCCCUUCCUCCGGGGCCUGGCCCUCCCUGUGUCCCCUGUGUCGAGGGUCGCCUGCGGGCUACCCCUCACUCCUCCCCGUUCCCUCCGACGGAGGCCCCAAUGCAGACGCUUCACAUGGACGUGUGGGGCCCAGCCCGCGUCCGUGGACAGGGUCACGAGCGCUACUUCCUGCUGGUGGUUGACGACUACACGCGUUACACCUCAGUCUUCCCCUUGCGCAGCAAGGGUGAGGUCACUGAGGUGUUGAUCGACUGGAUCCGCGCAGCUCGUCUCCAGCUCAGGAAGAGCUUCGGCUCAGACUUUCCUGUUUUCCGCCUGCACUCGGACAGAGGCGGAGAGUUCUCCUCCGGCCUUCUGCGAGCCUACUGUCGGGCACGAGGCAUCCGCCAGACCUUCACGCUUCCGGACUCUCCACAGCAGAAUGGGAUUGCUGAGCGCCGCAUCGGCAUUGUCAUGGACGUCGCCCGUACGUCCAUGGUGCAUGCGGCUGCCCCCCAUUUUCUGUGGCCGUUUGCGGUUCGGUACGCCGCGCAUCAGAUCAACCUUCACCCCAGGGUCUCUCGGCCCGCGAUGUCCCCAGUCUUGAUGUGGACGGGGAAGGUUGGCGAUGCGUCGGCAUUCCGUGUCUGGGGAUCUCGGGCGUUUGUCCGCGACUUGUCUGCGGACAAGCUGUCCCCUCGUGCUGCUCCCUGUGUCUUCCUUGGCUUCCCCCCUGACGCCCCAGGGUGGCAGUUCUACCACCCCUCCUCUCGUCGUGUUCUGUCCUCCCAGGACGUCACGUUCGACGAGUCAGUCCCCUUCUACCGCCUCUUCCCCUACCGCACUCCUUCCCUCCCCCCUCCACCGGACUUCCUUGUGCCGGUUCCCCCCCCGGUAGACCCCCUCCCCCCUCAGGUUCCUGCUCCCUCAGGUGUGUCCCAGGUAGAAGCCGUUGACCCGGUCGAGGUUACUUGUGACUCUGGUGCUGCUGCGGGUGUUGGGCGUGGGGGUGCCGCCUCUGGGGGUGCUGUGCGCGGGGGUGCCGGGCCUGGAGGUGCUGCCACUGGGGGUGCUGAGCCUGGGGGUGCUGGGCCUGAGGGUGCUACUGCGGAGGGUGCUGAGCCUGGGGGUGCUGAGCCUGGGGGUGCUGAGCCUUGGGGUGCUGAGACUGGAGGUGCUACGCCUUGGGGUGCUGAGCCGGGGGGUGCUGUGUCAGGAGCUGCUGAGCCUGGGGGUGCUGAGUCUGGAGCUGCUGCGCCUGGGGGUGCUGCGUCUGGAGCUGCUGAGCCUGGGGUUUCUCCUGCUGCUGCGUCUCGCCGGGAGCCCCUCUCUCCACAGGAGCUGCGCGAGUGGUUUGCUCGCCGCUGGAGGCGUGCUGCUGGAGCUGGAGCUUCUUCGACUGUCGAGGGUGCUGGUCCUGCCGGUCCCGGAGCUGCUGGGCCUGCGGGUCCUACUGGAGCUGGAGCCACUGAGGGUGUUGGUGCUGAGACAGCUGCUGUCUGUCCUGGCGGUGGUUCUGCUGCUGGUGCUGCUGGAGGUCCUGCUGCUGGAGGUGCUGGUGGCGCUGGUGCUGUCGCUGAGGGUGCUGGUGCUGUACCUGCUGAGUCUGGAGUUGCCGCGCGGCCUCGGCCGUACUUCGUUCCGCUCCUGCAGCAGGUUCUUGGUCUUUCUCCUCCGGUAGAGUGUCCACAGCCUGUCCAGUCGCAGUCCCUGUUGGAGCCUUCCUCUCCACUGCCUGCUCCCUCUCCUUACACUGGUCCUACUGGAGGUCUUGCUGAGCGUCGUGAGCCUGCGUCUCGUCCUGCGUCGCCUGUUCGUGCUGCUCGCACUAGUGGUCGCGGUUCGCGUCAGCGUCCUCCUCCUGUCCCUGGCACGCACCGGAUGUCUCUGCGUCCGUCCACUGCUCCUCUGCGUGCCCCUUUGCCUUCUCCUCCUGAGUCCUCUCUUCCUGCGCUUGCCGACCCUGAGUCGGACUCUCUUCGUGCUGCCAGUCCUACUGUCACGCGUCUCCUUGCUACUGUCGUCACUGACCCCUCGUUUGAGUCCACUGCUGCGUCUGCCCUUGUCGCUGAGCUCGUCGACUUUGCUGCUCGCUGUCGUCUAGACUACGCUGCUAGUCUUGUUUCUGAGUCAGCGUCUGACUGUCCUCCGUCCGUCGGGGGUGACUGUGCUCUUGGCACGGACGGCCUAGAGGACAGGCAGGAGGAGUUACAGUGUCUGGCGGCUGCUUCACCUCAUCUCGCGUCUGUACUGCUUUCUCCUGAGGGAGACCCGGAUGCACUAGACAUCCCGACUCCGCGCUCUUACGCGGAGGCCGUAGAGGGUCCCUACUCGUCUCAGUGGCAGGCAGCUAUGGAUGCAGAGAUGGCUUCCUGGAAGUCCACAGGCACCUACGUUGACGCAGUUCCCCCUCCUGGGGCGAACAUCGUCAGUGGCAUGUGGAUCUUCAGGGUGAAGCGGCCGCCGGGCUCUCCACCUGUCUUCAAGGCGCGGUACGUUGCUCGUGGCUUCAGUCAGCGGCAGGGAGUUGACUACUUUCAGACCUUCUCACCCACCCUGAAGAUGACCACUCUUCGGGUGCUGCUGCACAUAGCCGCUCAGCGCGACUACGAGCUUCACUCUCUCGACUUCAGCACUGCGUUCCUGCAGGGUAGCCUGCACGAGGAGAUCUGGCUGCGCCGUCCACCUGGCUUCACUGGGACUUUCCCUCCUGGCACCCAGUGGAGCCUCCGACGGCCAGUCUACGGUCUCCGCCAGGCACCGCGUGAGUGGCACGACACACUGAGGACUACGCUUGCGGCUCUUGGGUUCGCUCCUUCUACUGCUGACCCGUCGCUGUUUCUGCGCACCGACACUUCUCUGCCGCCGUUCUACAUCCUCGUGUACGUCGACGACUUGGUCUUUGCCACAGCGGACACUGCUGGACUUGCCUACGUGAAGUCCGAGCUGCAGAAGAGACACACGUGCACAGACCUGGGUGAACUGCGCAGCUACCUUGGUUUGCAGAUCACUCGGGACAGAGCACGCCGCACCAUUACCUUGACUCAGUCACACAUGGUGCAGCAGGUCCUUCAGCGCUUCGGCUUCACGUACUCCUCGCCUCAGGCCACUCCUCUGUCUACUCGCCACUCGCUCUCAACUCUGCCUUCGGAUGAGUCCGUAGAGUCGAGUGGCCCGUACCCAGAGCUUGUUGGCUGCCUCAUGUACCUGAUGACCUGCACACGACCUGACCUUGCAUACCCUCUGAGCAUUCUUGCACGCUAUGUUGCUCCUGGGAGACACCGACCAGAGCACAUGGCUGCAGCGAAGAGGGUGUUGCGCUACCUGUGCAGUACGUCGGGCAUGGGGCUAGUGCUUAGAGGGCGGAGUCCAGUGGUCCUUACAGGGCACGCGGACGCUUCUUGGGCUGACGACCAGGCUACGCAGCGGUCGUCACAGGGUUACACCUUCAGUCUUGGUUCCGGCUCUGUCUCGUGGCGGGCUACUCGCUCGUUUUCGGUUCUCAGCUCCAGUUGUGAGGCUGAGAUCUACGCUGGGGCCAUGGCUGCACAGGAGCUUCGCUGGCUCACCUACCUGCUGACUGACCUUGGAGAGCCGCCUCGUUCUCCUCCAGUGCUGUACGUAGACAACAAGGCCAUGCUGGCCUUGUGUCGAGAGCAGCGUCUGGAGCACAGAACGAAGCACAUUGCUCUUCGCUACUUCCUUGCUCGUGAGCUGCAGCAGCGUGGACAGUUGCGGCUUGCGUACGUGGCCUCUGAGGCCAACACUGCUGAUGUGUUCACCAAGGCACUCGCGCCUUGUGACCAUCAGCGCCUCUUCACCCAGCUGGGUCUUGUGCCUGUCUUGCCUCACUUGCUCUCCUCUUGA
This is a messenger RNA of Closterium sp. NIES-65, 5877 nucleotides long. The record is from the annotation of a GenBank genome assembly. NCBI's taxonomy places the organism in Eukaryota, Viridiplantae, Streptophyta, Zygnematophyceae, Desmidiales, Closteriaceae.